Messenger RNA from Sodiomyces alkalinus F11, 1010 nucleotides. RefSeq lists its product as hypothetical. The record is from RefSeq and is a predicted model, not a curated record. Bases 139 to 744 code for a protein of 201 amino acids. Lineage: Eukaryota; Fungi; Ascomycota; Sordariomycetes; Glomerellales; Plectosphaerellaceae. The transcript has a single exon.
CAGCCGCAUCUGAAGAUAAUCCGGGAGGUGGAGAGUUGCAGCAUCAAAAGGAUCUCCAACCCUCACCAAUCAGCACACAGAGCUGUUUCUAUCCAACGAGAGAUUCCAGUUCCGGAUUCACUUAUUCGCAUUCGCAUGAUGUCCUCAGCCAAGGACGAGUCCAAGUCCAUGAGGGGCCAUUUAUCAGCACCGGUGCAAGGAGAGGGAUCAAUUCCGCCCUUGAAAUACUUGUCUCCAGCAAUCUUCGUCCCCCUCGAAAAAUCUCUUCUGGAACCCUUCGAUCCCCCGCGGGACAAGCUUGAGCGUCUCAAAGUGACACUCGACCGCCUUGACCGACAUUCCGAUCAAGUCCGGCAGAAUUUAUGGUCCAUGUUCUUACGGGAGAGAGAUCGGAUCCUCCAAGACGCGAGGAAGGUCGAAGCAGCACACGGGGCGCAACUCCCGCCCAUUGGUAUCGUCGAAAGUGAGCGCGACACAAUGCUGAAGAACAUGAUGGCUCCCCCGGAUCCAGAAAAAGACUACAGAGCCAUCCAUCCACUUCCCACUCCUUCACAACCCGCCGUUCCGUUGACGACAUGGAGAGAGCGGGCGGCUGACGAGCUGGUCAGUCUGGUCGAAGGUGCCAUAGGAGAGAUUGAUGGCUUUGAUAUGGCGACAACGGAGGUCAAGGAGGGCUAUCGUCAAGCCAUUGAACGUGAGAAGGCCUCCGAGGCACGUUACUUAGGAAACCAAGAAUCAUUAUGAGCUCGGGGCGGAGAGCCGAAGCUCGAUUGCAGCCACGCUGAGAUGUCCCGACACGAAACCCAGCACCAGGCACCGAGGAAUAUGUAUAAUUACGGUAUUUGAUUUCGCGUCGAUGGGAAUGAAUAGGCGUUGGUCAACAGUCAGGGUCGGGAUUUCGUAAGUGAGCGAGACACUCAACGACUGCCAGCCGCUGUCCAAAAAGCAACAUAACCUAUAAUUGUUAUAAGUAAAGAGAAAUAGUGCCUCUGCACUCAGAAAUGUAACGA